AUGGCAGCUUCUUCCAAACCGACACAUGAAAGUUCGCAUUCAUAUGACACACUCCCGAAUGACCAGGACUUUGACUCGAUGAUAUCUGAUGCGAUGUCCACUGCUGAUACUAGAACCGACUUCUACGACCGCAGUCUGACGAGUCGCAGAUAUGCCCUUGUCGGAGUGGCAUGCUCAGGUAUCUUCAGCUGCUUAUGCAUCGUUGCAGGCAUUGUCACUUUAGCCAAUCACGGAGUCAUGGGAGUAGCCGCGGCCAAUCUUCAUAUAAUAGACAAUACUCAGUUGUCCAUUCAGGAGAUACCCACCCUGACACUUAACUUAAUCGUCACGUUAUGCACCGAGUCCAUAGGCCUCAUACAUGGCAUCUCAUUGCGCUCUGCGCUAGCCUCAGAAUCUCGGCUUCAUUUCAACACUAAUCUGCGCCUCCUGACCACAGCUCGUGGGUGGUAUAACCCUAACGGCGUCCUGCUUAACGGUAUCUCGGCUAUCCUCCUCAUUAUAUCCUACAGCUCAGCCUCACUCGUUGGGCCAGAAGUAAAAGGGAUAGUAACAUAUGCGGAUUCCGGUAUUGCCAUCGUAGGGAUGCCUCUCCUCUUUCUGGGCGUCGCACUCCUCCUCCAGGUGAUGAUCGCAUUAUCAGGGAUGCGGGCUGUCAAAAUAUUGACGUGGAGCUCCUCACCUUUCGACUUGACUGCCGCACUUGUCCACCAUACGCAAUUGACCCCUGCUACUUUGCGGUGCAUGCGUGGUGUGUCUGACCUAGACACGCAUGGAGGUCCAGCGAAGCCAUCAGGAAUGCAGCCCUCUGCGUGGCAUGCCCACCCUAGCAUUCGGAAAGUUGUUGUUUCUCUCUGGUUGAUCGUUGCAGCAUGCGCUGGAUGGGCCGCACUCGUCAUGUAUAUUUGGGACAAGUAUAUGAGACGAGAUAUCCCCCCGCUAACCUCACAAACGUGGACGUUGUCCCCCUACAAUAUGUCCAAUUGCAUCUUGUAUAUCAUGCCGGGUGUCAAUCUUGAGUGGUGGAUUCUGCUUUUUGUCAACAUGGCAGUUAUCCAGGGACCAUUGACAAUUGGGCUGCAUUGCUCGGAGCUCAUCGCGAAUGUCAUUCGAGACGAAAGGCAAUGGAGAUGCGCUACCGGAAGGAAAGGACUUAGAACCUCGAUGAACCCGGUGAAGACGAUCUUCGCUCAUCCGAUUUGUCUUGUACUUUUCAUCGCGAAGCCUUUUCUGCACUGGAUGUUUGGGCUUGCACUCAACAUAACCGAAGAUUCCAUUCGCGGGAAAGUAUCAAUUUAUGGUAUAUACAUGUACACUGCCCAGAUCUGGAACUUAUGCAUAACGCUGUUUAUAUUUGCCUGCUUCUUCACUUAUGUCGCACUGCGCCGACCGCGUGGUCCUCAGCCGGCUGCAUACGGCCACCUCCAGACGCUCGCCAACCUCGUGGACGAGUGGUCGCCUGUGAUGUGGUGGGGACACAAGAAGGACGGAAUCCCGUACUGUCAUGCUGGGACGAGCAACCACCCACUGCCAGAUGUGAAAAUGGACUGCGUCUAUGCUGGGUCCGAUGCUGUGUCUCUGGUACUCUCGUGA
Messenger RNA from Suillus subalutaceus, 1590 nucleotides. RefSeq lists its product as uncharacterized. NCBI's taxonomy places the organism in Eukaryota, Fungi, Basidiomycota, Agaricomycetes, Boletales, Suillaceae. The coding region runs from base 1 to 1590 and encodes 529 amino acids. The record is from RefSeq and is a predicted model, not a curated record. The transcript has 5 exons.